Messenger RNA from Stylonychia lemnae, 1767 nucleotides. The record is from the annotation of a GenBank genome assembly. Lineage: Eukaryota; Ciliophora; Spirotrichea; Sporadotrichida; Oxytrichidae.
AUGAUCAUUUAAUAAUUCCCAAUUACAAAUACUGAGGGUCAAAAGUCAAGAAUGUUUCUUCCUAAUAAGUCAGGCUUUGAAUAAACAUUCAAACUUAGGACAUAAUCUAAUUUCGAAGAGGAGUCUACAACUAAUUAUGGUGUAUAAUCCCCAAAUUAGGAAUUUAAGUUUAAAUAAAUGCAUUAAAAGCCAUCUCUUAUAGAGAGAGUAAAGAAGAUUUUUCCAUAUUUACAGGAGAACGAGAUUAUGUAAAAGGAGUUAAAUAAAAUCAGAAGAAUCAAAAGACCUGAUUUGCCAGGCUCUUUAUAAAAGAAGGUUAACUAAUUCAGAAAACAAACGCAGACACUUUCACCUAUCCAAGGAUAAAAAAGUUUGGAUGAUAGGCGAUAAAAUCAGAAAAUUUUCAUUAUUGAGCCACCUAAAGAUUAGAAAAACGCUAGUAAAAAAUAAAAAACUUUAAAACCUAAUACUCACGAAAAUCCAUUCUUGACUCUAAAAAUCAAUAGAGGAUAAUCAAUGAGUUCAAAAAAUAGCCUUUCUUAAUUCGAUUACUCUCCAAAUUUAAGAUAAAACACUUAAACACCAAUAAUUAUCUAGAAUUUGACAAUAAAUAACUUUAAUGUUAAAGGAAAAAGCAGAAUUAAAUUAUCUAAGGAAAUAUAAUCUGAAAAAUUGAAGACAAGAACAACGAUAACUUAAAAACUUAUAGAAAAUUUCAGUAAUCAAUUGCCAAAUGACUCGUCAUCAACAUCUCCGAUAUGUGUUGCAUUAAAAUAAAGUGGGAACUUCAGUAAAGAAUAAGAAGGAGGGAAAAGGAAAAAUGAUCUUUAGAUAUUACCAAUAAACUCUGAAUAAUUUUAAACCAUCGAAUUAGCAGGUGAGGGUCAUUUUGGUAAAGUAUAUAAAGUAAGUUAUGAUUCGAGGAAUAUUGAUUAUGAUCAAAAUAAGUACACCUUGAGUCUAAACGAUGGCAUUUAUGCACUUAAAGUUAUAAACGUUUAAUAAUCAGCGCAAUUAAUGAGUCUAGAAAACAUAUUUAAUGAAAAGAUAAAUAUGCAGAAAAUUAGUGAUCACUAAAAGCUACAGACUGUUAAAAUGUUCCCAAAUUAUUUCACAAGUUUCACUGAAUAAACAAAUCUUUUCAUUUUAAUGGAGUAUAUAGAUGGAAUAGACCUAUAUAAAUACUAGUAGGAGUACUUAGUAGAUCUAGAUACAGCUAAGUACUUUUCCUCUGUGAUACUUAAAAUGAUUGAAUUCCUGCAUAAUUAGUACAUUAUUUACAGAGAUCUCAAGCCUGAAAACAUUCUCAUUGAGAAGUCAACAGGUAAUCUUAAGCUUAUAGAUUUUGGCCUAAGUAAAUAGCUUUCAAGGCUAUAAGGGAAAAAUAGGACACAGACUAAAUGUGGAACUCCAUUAUAUACUGCUCCAGAAAUAGCCUAAAUAUAGAUUGGCACAGAUAAUGAUGAUAUUUAGGACUACACCUUUGCAUGUGAUCUAUGGUCUUGGGGAGUUUUAUUGUGUGAAUUUAUUGGAGGUUACAAUCCAUUUAAGGCAAAUGAUGUAAUGCAGAUAUAUGAUAACAUUCUUAAGCUAAGAAUAAACUGGCCUAAAAAUAUUGAUAACUUCUCACGAGAUAUUCUCUAGAGAGUUUUAGUCUUGGAUCCCUCAACACGAAUUAGUCUAAGAGAUAUGAAGAACCACAAAUUUUUCUAGCAGUAGAAUACUUAUGGAAAUGAUGUCCCAUUAACUAUUAAUGAUUUAUUUUGA